AUGUACUCUUACAUUGUGGCCUUCGUUGCCUUUCUCGUACUCUUCUACAACCCAAUCUCAGAGCUCCUCUCACCGGCAACACCGCAGAUUCGGCGAACCCCCCGGCCGCAAAUCAACUUCGACCUACUGGCACCAGAACAGGACACAGCCAAUGGGACGAGCAUACAGUGCCCCGAGGACUCCUAUUCCGUCCACAUCUUCUCGAGGGAGCCUCUAGUCCUGUACAUCGAGGGAUUCCUACGGCCAGAGGAGCGGGCUCACCUCCUUGAAAUCAGCGAGCCCAUCUUCGAGCCCUCGACCGUGACCCACGACGCGGGCUCGACGGCGCACCGCGACGCCGGCGUCCGCGACUCGGAGGUGGCGCUGGUGCCGCGCACGGCGGGCGUGCGGUGCGUCGAGGCGCGCGCGCGCGCGCUGCAGGGGUGGCGCGACGAGGUCUGGGUCGAGCGCCUGCGCGUCCAGCGCUACCGGCCCGGCGGCCACUACGGGCACCACUUCGACUGGAGCUCCGGGCGCGGCGGGUGGGGGCGCGUCAGCAGCUUCAUGGCGUGGGUGGACGACGGCGACGGCGCGCUGGCCGGCGGCGGUACCGAGUUCCCCGCCCUGAGGGGCAGUGGCGAUCCGAGGUGGUGCCGGUUCGUCGAGUGCCCUGCUAAUAGCACCAGGGAGGGGGAUGGAGGGGAUGACCAGGGGGGGACGGUGUUUAAACCGUUGGUCGGCAAUGCCGUCUACUGGGAGAAUUUCCGCGCCGAUGGCACGGGGAGUGGCUACGAGGAGACGUGGCACGCCGGGCUGCCCGUCGUUGAGGGGGUAAAGGUUGGGCUGAACAUUUGGAGUUGGGGCAGGAUCGAGUGA
Phialemonium atrogriseum is the source of this 855-nucleotide messenger RNA. RefSeq lists its product as uncharacterized. The record is from RefSeq and is a predicted model, not a curated record. Lineage: Eukaryota; Fungi; Ascomycota; Sordariomycetes; Cephalothecales; Cephalothecaceae. Gene Ontology annotation, cellular component: endoplasmic reticulum. Bases 1 to 855 code for a protein of 284 amino acids. Gene Ontology annotation, biological process: peptidyl-proline hydroxylation to 4-hydroxy-L-proline. Gene Ontology annotation, molecular function: procollagen-proline 4-dioxygenase activity; iron ion binding; L-ascorbic acid binding. The transcript has 2 exons.